Soboliphyme baturini is the source of this 621-nucleotide messenger RNA. NCBI's taxonomy places the organism in Eukaryota, Metazoa, Nematoda, Enoplea, Dioctophymatida, Soboliphymatidae. The record is from the annotation of a GenBank genome assembly.
AUGAGAAAAGGGGACAUUUUAUUUCGUGUUGACAUUACCAUGACGUAUCGCGAGGAUGCACAUAUCACACGCAUAAGUUGUAUGCCGCAGCGCGUGUGCGACAAAGUUCCUCACAACAACAGUAAACCGAUCAUCAGGUGGUUCAGUGGCGGCGUCGUCGGUCUUUUGCCACGGAGGGCCGUGCGGUCGGGGGGUAGUGUCGGCCCUCAUCGUCGAACAAUGCACGCACGUGUAGCCAAUGAACGAGAUGGCGAUCAGUCCGGCGAACAGGUACGUGACCAGCGUCAGUGCCAGCAUGUAAGCCUCGACGCGCUCCAUCGUCCAUCAGGUACUUGGCCAUCUGCUCCCGGUAAAAUCCCAUAUAGGCCGGUGAUCGACGGUGCUUCCGAGCCAAAGUCGCAGUCGUCGUCGUCGUCGCUUCAGCGUGAACCGACUGCCUACUGGCUCAGGGCUGAGGUGAACCGUGCGACGGAUGGAUCAGGGCAAUCUCGCCAAGCGUUCAUCGGAUCAGCGACCAUGUGCGAACAACAGAAUUCGCAAAUCACUAGUCUCUGUUCUGUGGUGACCACCGACACGGGCGACGGCACUGGCUUAGGCGAUGCUACACGACCAACAGCAUGA